AGUGAGAAGCUUAAAUAGCGCUCGUCUCUCGGUUCUUCUCAGAAAACACAUCACCUGCUCAGCUCAGCUCAACUUAUCUGCUACCCAUACUGCAGCUCUGAGUCUUCAGUAUCAGCACUACCAACACAGCAUCCCAACAGGAAUUCGACAACCUCUCAUCCCAAGAUGGAGCUGUCUCACGUCGUCAGCGAUGCUUACACCUCCCCCGAGGAGAGCAAGUUGAAGGUUGCCAAGAAGCUGAUGGACUUCAACAACGGCAACUUCUGCUUCACUAACUCUGAUGGUGACGCCAUCUUCAAGCUCGAGGAGAAGAAGGUGUGGUUGAAGGAACUGACUAUCUUGCGCGAUGCCCGUGACUGCCCCGUUGCCAGCAUCCAAAAGAAGGGUCUGUCAUUCCACGACAGGUACCAAGUAUACGAGGGAGAGACCAGCAAGGAGGUCUUCAGCCUCAGGGACAAGUUCAUGAGCGACGGAAAGGAAGAAACUUACGUGGUCGAGUUGGAGGGAGCUCCGGAACCCAACAUCGAAGUCAAGGGUGACUUCGUUCGCCGCAACUACUCAAUCAUCCACAACAACCAGUUCGUUAUCGCCGAUGUGGCGAAGGCUAGCUCGAUCACAUCGUUUUUCACUGGCAAGAACCAAUACGCUGUGACCAUUCGCCCCAACGUUGACCAGGCCUUCAUCGCCACGAUCGUCACCAUCAUGGAAGCCAUCCACAACGAGAUGAAGGAGGAGAACGGCGACGGAGAUAAGUCGUCAGACGAUGAAGAGUAAACUUGCCCAACAUCGAUGCUGCAAUAGAAGAUUUGACCACGACGACAUCUCGAGACUGAAAAUCUCGCCUCAAUUUGAGCUUACAAUCGAUCGUACCGAAAAAGCAUGGGGUGUCAAUGGGACAAAAGUGUGUCUCCUUUGUACAGUUAUGUUCUGUUGAGGUGCUAUCAGCAGGCUUUUUUUCUACUUGAGCACCGCCUCCGUUCACAGUAAAUAAAAAUCAAGCAUUUUCAAUGGUG
This is a messenger RNA of Marchantia polymorpha subsp. ruderalis, 1013 nucleotides long. NCBI's taxonomy places the organism in Eukaryota, Viridiplantae, Streptophyta, Marchantiopsida, Marchantiales, Marchantiaceae. The record is from the annotation of a GenBank genome assembly.